Helicoverpa armigera (cotton bollworm) is the source of this 2514-nucleotide messenger RNA. RefSeq names its product sulfhydryl oxidase 1 (gene Qsox1). The transcript has 2 exons. The coding region runs from base 205 to 1926 and encodes 573 amino acids. The record is from RefSeq and is a predicted model, not a curated record. Gene Ontology annotation, cellular component: Golgi membrane. Gene Ontology annotation, biological process: protein folding. Gene Ontology annotation, molecular function: protein disulfide isomerase activity; flavin-dependent sulfhydryl oxidase activity. Lineage: Eukaryota; Metazoa; Arthropoda; Insecta; Lepidoptera; Noctuidae.
UUGAUUUGAUUUGAAUUGUAAGGUGAGCAAUUUAGAAGAAAUGACGUGCUCACUUUUUAUCGUUUGAAAUAAAAUGAAAAGUUGUUAUAAGUCAGCGCAACUUUAGUAAAGCGUCCGUAGUCACCGGCUAAAGUCGUGUUUACUUACGAUUUAUUUGAUAAUAUUAAUUGUGACGUGCUUCCCCGUUAUCGGGAGUCAUUCACUAUGAACCUGGGGCAAGCAGCACUCUUAUUUAUUACUGUAUUUUUCGCAAUAGUGAAUAGUGCAGUUAUUGUGGAAGAUGGUGAUAUAGAUCAACAAGGACUCUACAGUAAGUCGGACCAUGUUGAAAUAUUAACAAACCGUAACUUUGAAAAGAAAAUUUAUGGACAGAGCCAUGCUGUUGUGGCCCAAUUUUACAAUAGCUACUGCGGUCACUGUAGAGCAUUUGCACCAAAAUUUAAAGCCCUGGCCGGCGAAAUUAUUAAUUGGAAAAAUAUCCUAAGGUUAGCCGUUAUUGACUGUUCUGUUGAAGAAAACAAUGAAAUUUGUAGAGAGUUUGAAGUAAUGGCAUACCCAUCUCUACGCUAUUUACACGAAUAUUACGUUAAAGGAAAUGGUAAUGUUGGAGAAAAGAUACAGAUAACUGACACACAUGAAAAGCUUAAAGCUCAAAUAAUAACAAAGAUGCAAACUGAUCAAACAGCAGGCCACUUGAAAUCUGCACCAUCCCUUAGUAUUGAAUCUUACAUGGACUACAGAGCUGCUGUCCGAGAUGUGCCCAGUGAUAUUAACUACACAUUUUUAGUAUUAGAAAAUGCAAACUCAACAGUGGGUUCAGAGCUUGCCUUAGAUUUAAAUGGUUAUCCACAUGUUAAAGUAAAAAGGGUAUAUGACACUAGUGAAAUUGCUAGUCUGGCGAAUAUGAACCAGUUUCCAGGACUUGUUGCUUUGAGUUCUUCACUUGAGCCUACAACACUCAUCCCUAGAGACAAUAAGAAGCUAGGCCUACUCAAAGCAGUUAAUUCAUACCUAAAAUCUAAAAACUAUGUAUUCCCAGUGCGGAAUGAAGGAAGCCAAGAAAUACUCACUAAUGAGCAUUCUGAUGAAAAACAAGCGACUCUUGAUACUGAUCUCGUCUUCUACAGUGACUUGGAAAAAACUAUUAAAACUAGUUUGCACACAGAAAUUACACGAAUGAAAACCUUGACUGGUGAACCCCUACAAGCACUAUUAAACUAUCUGGAAGUUAUAAUCACCUCAUUCCCUUUUAGAGGUAAUCUAAAAGAAUACAUGACUGAGUUACAUUCUACUCUAAGCACAAAAGAUUCUUGGGCUGGUAGUGAAGUUUUUGAUCUAGUUAAACGUUUAGAAACCGUUCAUGCCCCAGUGUACACUACGAAUUUGGAAUAUGUGAGAUGCAAAGGCAGCCAACCUAAGUUCCGAGGAUACACAUGUGGACUUUGGACACUGUUCCAUACUCUUACAGUAAAUGCAGCACAGAAACCUGGCACAGAAAGUCCUAAAGUUCUGAAAGCAAUGCAUGGAUACGUUAAGAAUUUCUUUGGCUGCACAGAAUGUGCUGGACAUUUCCAAGCAAUGGCAUCAAGGAACAGAAUAUUUGAUGUUAAAGAAAAUGAUAAAGCUGUGCUUUGGCUAUGGAUAGCACAUAAUGAAGUUAAUCUAAGACUGGCCGGUGAUGUCACUGAAGAUCCCGAGCAUCCAAAGAUCCAGUUCCCGAGUGCCGGCAGGUGCCCCGAGUGCAGGCUCACCCGAGGUGCCUGGAACUUACCAGCUGUGUACCAGUAUCUCCAAAAUGUUUAUGGAGGUUCAAGCAUCCAAUCCACGCGUCGGGCAAGGUCUUCUGUGGCACCAACAAGUCCAUUCUCCAAUUUGGACAUCGGAAUGCUAAGUCUCCUGUACAUAUUGACGGUUGUUUGCUACUGAGAUUAGUGAGACGGUUGCAUAAUACAUUUGUUAUAGAUUUAGUUCCAGUGCACGUAACAGUCUAGCAACAUGAUAUGAUAACAAAAACAAUAGUGAGUUGUCACAAACAAGACCAGCACCACACUAGCGUUACAGCUUGCUUUCCUUUACAAUAAUGACGUAAUUGAAGUGCCGUAAUUACUGCAGUAGAAUCACGAUACAUAUCUGUACAUUUGAUCGAUGUUAUACCAGUAGUACUGCCGAUAAUUGAAAGGCCGUAAAACAAUGACGUUGUAGUACAUUAAAGGCUAAGUCACGGUCGCCUCUUGUUGUUUAAUGACGUAGCUACUCAUUUAUUUAAAAAGCCAAUCUUAGCGUUAAUAUUGUAUAAUUUCACUUUGAAAUCGAUUUUACGGUUUUUCGUUAGUAAGGAAUUCCUUCAGUUUAAUUUUAUUCCGACAGUUUUAUGAUCGAGAUUCUACUGUAUGUAUUUAUUAAGUGCCAGACAAAAUUGCAAGGUAUAACCGCUAGUCAGAGCGGUUUCACACUAGCGUAUUUUCCCGAAUCAGUAAUCAGUUGUUUUAGAUAGUACAGGCAGCUUUAUACGGA